AACACGGCUCAGCUGCUGGCUGAUCUCCUGCCCCGGUACCUGGAUCAGGAGCUGUACCCCGUGGUCACGGGAGGAGUACCUGAGACAACAGAGCUGCUGAGCCAGAGAUUUGAUCACAUCCUCUACACCUGCAACUCCACAGUGGGCAAAAUCGUGAUGGCAGCAGCUGCCAAGCACCUGACACCCGUCACCCUGGAGCUGGGCGGGAAGAGCCCCUGCUACAUCGACAAGGACUGUGACCUGGCCGUCGCCUGCAGGAGGAUAACGUGGGGGAAGUACAUGAACUGUGGGCAAACCUGCAUCGCCCCGGACUACAUCCUCUGCGACCCGUCCAUCCAGAGCAAGGUGGUGGAGAACAUCAAGGCGACUCUGCAGGAAUUCUACGGGGAAGAUGUGAAGUCGUCUCCAGAUUACGAAAGGAUCGUCAACAAGCGUCACUUCAGGAGGGUGCUGGGCCUGCUGGAAGGGCAGAAGAUCGCUUACGGGGGACAGACUGAUGAGGACUCCUGUUUCAUAGCACCGACUAUCCUCACUGAUGUUUCUCCGGAGUCAAAGGUGAUGGAGGAGGAGAUCUUUGGACCAGUCCUUCCCAUUCUGCCUGUGAAGAGUGUGGACGAAGCCAUUGAGUUCAUCAACGGUCGGGAGAAGCCCCUUGCCCUGUACGUCUUCUCCAACAACAAGAAGCUGAUCAGACGGGUGAUAUCGGAGACCUCCAGCGGUGGCGUGACAGCCAACGACGUCCUCAUGCACUAUGCAGUUGUGGAUCUGCCCUUUGGUGGCGUGGGUAACAGUGGGAUGGGCGCCUACCAUGGCAAGCACAGCUUUGAGACCUUCUCCCACCGCCGUGCCUGCUUGAUCAAGGACCUGAAGAUGGAGGGUAUGAACAAACUCCGGUACCCACCUGGCAGCCAGAAGAAGGUGGAUUGGACCAAGUUCUUUGUCUUGAAGCGAUUUAACAAGGGCCGAAUUGGACUGCUUAUCUUGGCCCUGCUGGGGAUUGUGGCAGCGGUGGUGGCCAAGGUGAGGUUCGGGUCUCUGCUGUCUGCAGAGUGCAUGUUCCCAGCUCUGUCCCCUGAGCCCCACCUGGUGUCAGUCUCCAUCUCUCUGUGUCUUGGGCUCUGCUCCCUCCCUAUGGGACUCAGCCUUGUUUCUGUGCCUUUCUAG
This is a messenger RNA of Antrostomus carolinensis (chuck-will's-widow), 1164 nucleotides long. RefSeq names its product aldehyde dehydrogenase 3 family member A2 (gene ALDH3A2). NCBI's taxonomy places the organism in Eukaryota, Metazoa, Chordata, Aves, Caprimulgiformes, Caprimulgidae. Gene Ontology annotation, biological process: aldehyde metabolic process. The transcript has 7 exons. The record is from RefSeq and is a predicted model, not a curated record. Bases 157 to 1164 code for a protein of 335 amino acids. Gene Ontology annotation, molecular function: 3-chloroallyl aldehyde dehydrogenase activity; aldehyde dehydrogenase (NAD+) activity. Gene Ontology annotation, cellular component: cytoplasm.